GCCGAAAGGCGAAGCGUCGAAUCGAAAUCGAGGCCAGCGAGGCGGCGGCGAAAGGGGAGUGGCGGCGAGGGGCCCACGCGUCAGAGACAGAGCGGGGGAAUUCCUCACCACCGGCGGGCGACGGCCAUGGCGUCCUCCUCCUCCUCCUCCGGCGGCGGCGGUGGCGGCGCCGAUCCGAUGGCGCUCGUGCAGGGGUACACGGCCGAGGAGCUGGCCAUCGCGGGGGAGUUCCUCACCACCUGGCUCCCCUUCCUCUCCGCGGGCCUCUGCCCCUCCUGCGUCGAGUCGCUCCGCGGCCGCGUCGACUCCUUGCUUCCGCGAGAGGAGGAAUCGCCGCCGACGCCGACGCCGACGCUUCAGAUCGAUCAGAUUGAGCCGACCGGGUGGGACUCGGAUCCCGCUCCCCAGAAGCAUCCGCCUUUCGAGCCCAGCGGAUGGGAUUCGGAUCCGCCCCCGCACCCGCCCCCGCCGCCGCAGCAGCAGCCGGCGCCGGCGCCGGCGGAGAAACCGAGGAUGUCGUGGGCGGACAUGGCUCAGGAGGACGAGCUCGCCGCGGCGGCGGAGGAGGACGCGGCGGCCGCGGCGGCUGAUGACGGGGAGGAGGGGGGCGAGGUUGGGAGGCCCAAGGUGCAGCUGACGAGGGACCAGCGGGAACAGAGGAGGUUCAAGAACGUGGUGCGGAAGAAGGAUUUCAUCUGCCUCGAGAGAGUUAAUGGCCGCCUCGUCAACAUCCUUGAGGGCCUUGAGCUUCAUGCUGGUGUGUUCAGCUCAGCUGAGCAGCGGCGCAUUGUUGAAUGCGUGUAUGACCUCCAGGAGAGAGGCAGGCGUGGGGAGCUCGGAGAUCGCACAUACACUGAACCCCAAAAAUGGAUGCGUGGUAAAGGCCGGGUAACAAUCCAAUUUGGAUGCUGUUACAAUUAUGCUACGGAUAAGAAUGGAAAUCCACCAGGCAUUAUACAAACCAUUGUUUCUGAUCCAAUGCCUGAUCUCUUUAAAACUAUGAUUAAAAGACUGGUACGAUGGCAGGUUCUGCCGCCGACUUGUGUACCAGACAGCUGCAUUGUAAAUAUAUAUGAACCUGCAGAUUGCAUCCCACCACAUAUAGAUAGCCAUGAUUUUGUUCGGCCAUUUUGUACCGUUUCUUUCCUCAGCGAAUGCAACAUUCUUUUUGGAUCUAACCUGAGAGCUUCUGCCCCUGGAGAAUUCACUGGUUCAAUCGCGAUCCCUCUCCCUGUCGGGUCUGUGCUUGUCUUGAAUGGCAAUGGUGCUGAUGUAGCAAAGCAUUGUGUUCCAGCAGUCCCGACCAAAAGGAUAUCCAUUACCUUCAGAAAAAUGGACCCAGCAAAGUGUCCAUUCAAUUUUAAAGAUGAUCCGGAACUGCUUAACCUUACACCUCUAGGGACAGUUGUGCAAGAAGCUGGCAGAUCAUCAAAUGAAGGCAAGAGCAAGCUACCUGAUGUCCAAACAACAAAUCUGAGCAAAGUAUCCAGAGGCAAGAGGUCUAAAGGAAGAACAUCUGCUGGGAAAGUUGGAAGUGGCAUUCUUGGAGACCAACCUCCUGGGCAUGAUGAAGCCCCUGCAGUAGAAGUUCUGUCACGGCAAGGUCUGCAUGACCAGCGCCCUGUCUCUGCGUCAAGUGCUGAGAGAGAAAGGAACUCUGGCGGCUGGUCAAGAGAACCAAGAUAUCAAUCUAAUGCUCUUGGCAUGCAGGCUAAGGUGGAUGAUAUCAGAGAGUGGCCACGUCGGUUGGCACAAGAGAGACGGUAUGGCAAUGGCACUAAUUCCAGUGAAGAUGGUGCGGAAUCUGGGGAAAGGAGACCGCGGGUGGAGCAUAGACAGAUCUCGUUGAUAAACCGAACAAUUAACGAUGACAUGGAUCCCCUUUCAAUCACAAGCCGUGAAUCAGUUGACCAGGCUCGUGCUAGCGUGCGAACCUUGUAUAACAAGCCAAGGAGGACCAGAGUAGGCCUGGAUGAUUGAGCCAUGAUCAUGCCUGCGAAAUCUUUUGUGGAAAGAGCCCUGGACAUCUGAAAGGAUAUUUAAUUUGUAUAUUGCAUUGGGUGAUACGGAAGCACCAAAAGAUAGCGUAGAACUUCUCGUGGUAGACGUGUAUUGAAUGGACUAGGAACAAAGUUUGUUGCAAGAUAACAGGCUCCUGCUCUUUUGUAGAUAAAAGUGUCUCUACCGGAUGUUGUAAUUUUGACUGUGCAUUGGUGAUUGAUGACUGCUCAACAAUUUGAUAGUACAA
Messenger RNA from Panicum hallii, 2248 nucleotides. RefSeq lists its product as uncharacterized. The record is from RefSeq and is a predicted model, not a curated record. The transcript has 6 exons. Gene Ontology annotation, molecular function: demethylase activity; mRNA binding. NCBI's taxonomy places the organism in Eukaryota, Viridiplantae, Streptophyta, Magnoliopsida, Poales, Poaceae. Gene Ontology annotation, biological process: mRNA catabolic process. The coding region runs from base 127 to 1980 and encodes 617 amino acids.